GCUAAGCACUACCAGCUAAACUAAAGGCUAAAGCUAGCAACACACGGGUAAAUUGCAUUGGUUUCGCCGGACUGAUAAGAUAUAUACUAUCAAUAACAUAGUGGUGGAGGGGCAUAGUUCUCUCUGUGCGCUGUGAUUAUGUAGUUAGCGAUGAAUGAAACAGGAGUUCAAUCACUACUGGUGUCAGCUUCGCUGGACAUAAGAUGGCGACAGAGCUGAGACGCUUUUGGAAGCUUGGGUCAUUGAGCCGUAUCUGCACCUUCUCCCUUCUAUUUCUGUUUGUGCAUUGUCAUACGUGUAAACAUCAAGUCCCAUCUCCGUCGGAGGUUGUCCAUAAAGUAUACCUGAAGUCUGAAAGAUUAACCAAAAGAAGUUCUGAUCAACAAUUGAAGAUAAAGAUAAUUUAUGAUUCAAGUGUGGAUAAGUUAACUUCAGACAAAAGAAGACUUGUGAAGGAUAAACUUUUUCCACAAGCAAUUGCUUAUCUACAGAAGGCAUUUCAGGUUCGCCGGCAAGCAGGACCUGUAUUACUCAGCAGACAAUGUGUGACCAAUCAGUAUCUGAGGAAGAAAGAUGACCCUCACCGCUACUGCCAGGGAGCAUGUGCAGACAUCACUAAGUGUGGACCCGUCAUUGUUCCUGAGGAUCAUCUGCAGCAAUGCAAGGUGUGCAGCGAGACAGGGAGGUCAUGUGGCUCAGCAGGGCCUCCGGACGGGAAGGGGGUGGAGGGGGCUGACGUUGUCCUCUACGUCAGCGGGGUGACUACAGAACGCUGUGGACAGGAGAAUAUUGUGGCCUAUGCUGCAUACUGUCAACUGGAGUCUGAGCUGGACAGACCCAUUGCUGGAUAUGCCAACCUGUGCCCCAAUAUGAUAUCCACCCAACCUCAGGAGUUUGAGGGCAUGCUUUCAACCGUCAAACACGAAAUCAUACAUGCCCUGGGUUUUUCAGCAGGGCUGUUUGCAUUUUAUCACGAUGAUGAUGGCAAGCCAUUGACACCUCGGUUUGCAAGUGGACUACCACCAUUCAACGAGAGUUUAGGCCUGUAUCAGUGGAGUGAUGCAGUGAUACGUAAAGUGACUCGAUUAUGGGACAUCCGUGGUGGCAUGAUGGUCCGACAUGAAGUGCAUCUUCUAGUGACACCACGUGUUGUGGAAGAGGCGAGGAGACACUUUGGCUGUCCCAUCCUGGAGGGUAUGGAGCUGGAGAACCAGGGAGGGAUGGGUACUGAGCUGAACCACUGGGAGAAGAGGCUACUAGAGAACGAAGCAAUGACUGGAUCUCACACCCAGAACAGAGUGUUUUCUAGGCUCACCUUGGCCAUCAUGGAAGACACAGGUUGGUACAGAGCCAACUACAGCAUGGCAGAGAGGCUGGACUGGGGCAAGGGCCUGGGCUGUGACUUUGUGAUGAAGAGCUGUAAGUUCUGGAUUGAAAGGCAACGUCAGAGUCGUAAAGUGGUGACCCCUUACUGUGACACAGUGCGGGCCACACCCCUCCAGCUCACCUGCAGGCAGGACCAGCUGGCUGUGGCCGUCUGCAACCUGCAGAAGUACCCUCAGGAUCUGCUCCUGGACUACCAGUACUUUGACCAUAUCCCUGAAGUCUCUGUGAUGGAUCUGGCCUCCUACGGUGGAGCUGUGGAGAUCGCUGACUACUGUCCCUUCAGCCAGGAGUUCAGCUGGCACCUGAGUGGAGAGUACCAACGCAACUCCUACUGCAGGGUCCAGGAGAACCAGCCCGAUUCGUGGAGGAACUACGGAGCUGAGCAGUAUGGUCCAGACUCAGUGUGUUUGUACCAGAAGACUGCCUUCAUCAUGGAGCAGUGUACCAGGCGCAUGACCUACCCUGACUGGGGAAGUGGCUGCUAUAAGAUGUCUUGCUCUACUCAGGGUCUGACAGUGUGGGUGCAGGACACUGCAUACCAGUGUGUGCGUACGGGUCAGCUGCUGAGCGUCAGCGUGCGUAUUAAUGACUGGGUCUACAAUGGGGUUCUCGUCUGUCCUGCCUGCUCAGACUUCUGUAGCGCCUGCCCUAUACCACAACAGCUCCCCCCCCUCAAUACCACCAGGAGAGUUCCUAUUGACCCUUGCUCCAGUUCCUCCAGCUUAGUGGUACCUCUGUGGCUUCAACUGUUCAACUUCAUCCCUCUGCUAGCUGAAUUUAUCCUGUGUGUGUGGAACUGACUGACUAGCUGGUUGACUGGCAGACUGUUUGACUGGUUGACUGGCUGGCUGGCUGGCUGACUAACUAACUGUAAGGUUCUCUCUCUGGGGCUGCGGCCCAAAUGGAACCCUAUUCCUUAAAUAGUGCACUACUUUAGAUGGGCCUAUGGCCAUAGGCCCUGGCCAAAAGUAGUGCUCUAUAUAGGGAAUAGGGUGCCAUCUGGGAUGCAAUCUGGCAGCCCGUUUUGUAGUCGACCAUACUUGGCCAUCCCACAACCUCAGGCAUCCCAUUCCAGGGUUCCACAGUCCAGUUGGAAAGGAUUUGAUCCUUGGAAAAUCAUGAAGGAAAAGUCAGGAAAGUUGUUUAGGAAUCAAUCACAUUAACCCAAUCGAAGUCAGGGAAAUUUGUGAUACUUUUGAACAAAUGUUUCGUAAAACAAAAUGCAGUGCAAAAUAUGUAUUUUAAAUAUGUAUUGUAAAUGUAAAUGCCUACAAGAACGAUUUGAACCACAAUACCUUAUCUGUCCAGUUUAGAAACAUUUCUACAACAUAGAACUUGUUUUAAUGUUACAGUUUUGGAACAGACAAGAAAGACCGUGGCCCAUUGUGAAUGUUCAUGAAAUUGCUAGAUACUUUCAGAAAAGGGGAAAAAUAAGCCAUUGAUUGUACUUCUCUUUUUGUCAAACUAACGAACGAGGUGCCAGCAAGCUGUAAGCAAAAUCAGAAGAAGCCAUACCCCAAGGGUAGAUAGAUGAUCACGGUGAGGUGCCGGUGCUACUUUAUGAAUGACCCCCUAUUCUAACACUAAAACAUACUAUAUUCCCCUCAGGGGGACUGUAGCAUGUACAGUUUCCUAGUGUUGUCAUGCAAGGUUUGUAACAUUCUUAGACCUCAUAUGAAACAUCUACAUUUUCAGUUAGCAUUUUUAUAACAAGUUCUCAGAUGAUUCAACGCCACUCAAUGUAACAAUGCAGUAUUACCAUUUUUGACAGCAGAUUGUUGUUAGCGCGUAGUUGUUUCCUGGUGAAAGUUCUAUAUCUGGCAAACUGGGAAGGUGCUCUAAAAGUUUGAUUGUCUUAGUUAGGCCCUUAAAAUAUCAAUUUUGGUGGAAUAUUAGAUGCUUUUGAUGAUUUUGUAGAUGCAUGUGUGAAGAUAAAGGUGUAGCUGAAAUGAAAAUGGCACCAAGACUAUUUCACAGUGCAGUAAAAUAACAGGCAGGAUAGUAGUGAUGAUGCUUGAUGUAGAUUGUAGUUAAAACGUUUUUUAAUGAUUUUCAUAAUUAAUGGACUAAUAUAUUAUUUAAAAAAUAACAUUUUACUGGUGAGGGAGGGAACAAGACUUUAUAUAUUAAUAAUUAUAAUUGUUUAUGUUUGAUGCCUUUAAAUCCCCUAUAACGAGCCAGAGAUGAUGUGGAAUUCACCUUGAUACUUACUGUACGUAUUGUGUGUCUGUUAUGUGGGAAGAUGAAUUGUGAACAGCCAUAAUGUACACCUGCUGAAGUGAAUAGGCACUUGCCAGUUUCAGAUACUCUUUUAGCUUCAAAGUUGGUCAGGGCAUUAUUCCAUAGUACCUAUAAUGGAAUAGAUUUAGUAAUGCAAUUAUAUAGUACUUACACACAGUUAUACAGUAGGACUUACCGCUGUAUAUUCAAUUUAAAGUUAAAGGGAUAAAAAGCAUCAAGUACUAUAUGAUGGUUAUAUGCCUCUAGUAUUCCACUGUAAUGUAGUGUGGACAUAUUUGACUUGAGUGACUUGUUAUUUUGUUUUGUCUAAUUUCAGUUGACAUGGUGUGCUUUUACCAUAUUUUAAUGUUCCUCUGGCUAUUUUUUAAAUGCACUGGACAAUACAACUGAUCUUGAUUAGUGAAGUAACAUCAGUUAAUUUUGCUAUUUAACUUGAAUCUUGUACGGUGUAGGGUAUGGCUUUUAUAAAUAUGGCACAAUUAGCAACAUUUAAAUUGUCCCUCUUCUCUAAGCACUCCACUGAAUAUUGAGUAAUUCAUUUGAGCAUACACUUGGUAUGAAACAAUUUGGCAACCUUACAUUUUUGGUUUAUGUUAUGUGCCUGAGGUUGGAUUUUAACAUGCAUUGCAAAUGGCAUUAACAAAACAAUCACAACCGAUUACAAGAUGGCAGGACACUAAAGACUAAUAAUGCCAUGUCUAUCUGAAGUGUAGUUUAACAUGGCCUAAAAUCAAACACGUCGAACAGUACUCAGUACGGUGUACACAGUAGUAUGUAAAUCCCUUAUUGCACUACAGUUAAAGAAGUGCCACUGACAUGCCAUUUUAUAUUGUUUAUGGUCCUAUGUAGUAACUUGUUAUUGUUAGGUGAGUAAUAGUGUUAUGGUUUUUAUGCUACUUCUGUUUCUGAAGAUAUGAAAAUGUGAUUUCAAUAACUGUGAUAAACAAAUGAGCAGCUACUGAUUACUUUUUAGUUUUCACUUUUUUGCACACUGGUUUAAAAUAUAUUAAUUAUUUUCCUAUAUAAUAGGCCUAGAUCUUUGGAAACUUGUUGUUUUUAAGUUUCAUUAUGGAUCCAGUUGGAUUUGUAUUGUGGGUCAUUUUGCAGCUGCUUGUAGAGGUUUUGUUUUCUGUAUGGUUGCCAACAGGGUCUACAUCAAUUAUGGGAACAUUUAUAUUUCAUCAUGAGAAGGAACAAAACUGUAAUGUGAUGAGGUGAAUUGAGACCACAAAAUGGCUGAGAGUGUGAUUGUUGGUCUAUCUGUUAAUUGAAAUUACUGUACCAGAAUGCUGCCUAAUGGGAUAGUUAAAUAUUUUUUAUGGAAAAGACAAGUUAGACUAUUCACCUUUUGUCAUUUGUACCUGUGCAAUUGUCUGCAUUAGAAUGUCUUGUUUGUUUUUUAGUUAUAUUCCAGGGCUACAAGUGAAGGAUGGCAGUGCUUUUAUUUGUGAUAAUUCUUUGUUGUACGAGAGUCCAUUGUGUAGUGUGUGUGUGUGGAAAAUGUGUUGAUUUAAAAAAUAGUGUGUUUUACAGUAUCAAGGAAGCAGGCAAUACGUGUUGAACAGUAGGAUUUCUUUUUCUUACAGCUUACUGGUGGCAAUCUUCUGAUGGUCAUUGUGAGUGAAUAUGAAAAGAAUAUAAGGACAUUUCCAUGUUAUUUUUCUCAACAUGAAGAAACAUAUGACGUUUGUUUGAAACAGUACAAAAAUGAAGAACAUGCAUAUACCUAAAAACUUUGCUUAAUGUACAGAGACCAAAUAUAUUUCUAUGCAGAAAUCUAGGGUUUUCAAUUGUACAUAAAUUUAAAAUGGCUUUAAAAAAUCCUGUUAAGUUAACUCAUCAAAUAUACACUGAGUGUACAACACAUUAGGAACACCUUCCUGAUAUUGAGUUGCACCCCUUUUUGCCCUCAAC
Coregonus clupeaformis (lake whitefish) is the source of this 5541-nucleotide messenger RNA. RefSeq names its product leishmanolysin-like peptidase. Bases 204 to 2186 code for a protein of 660 amino acids. NCBI's taxonomy places the organism in Eukaryota, Metazoa, Chordata, Actinopteri, Salmoniformes, Salmonidae. The transcript has 17 exons. Gene Ontology annotation, biological process: proteolysis; cell adhesion. Gene Ontology annotation, molecular function: metalloendopeptidase activity. Gene Ontology annotation, cellular component: membrane; cytoplasm. The record is from RefSeq and is a predicted model, not a curated record.